AUGUUGACUGCUGCAACUGCAAAUACAAUUGCUAACUCACCACCAUUGCCAAUAGGUUGGUCUGGCCUAUUGCUCUUUCCUUGUGCCUAUUUCGCUUUACGGGGUUCAUUUACAGGUUCAGCAGGUCAAAGACAUAGACAAGCUGGGCUUUAUGGGUCUGGUUCAAGAAGAGCUUGUGUUGAUAGAAGCGUGGUACAUUUUCAGAUGAGACCGGUGGGGAUUGGUGGAGGGUUGUCACUUGAGACAAGAAAACCAAUCACACCAAUCGUGGGGUCUAGUCGAAUGCAGUCUGCUUCUGUAAUAUGUGCUUCUGCUUUGAAUGCCAGAUGUGCUACAGCACUACAAACCAAACCUGUUACACACCAGGCUCCAACAAUCACAAGUCUUCCCCAGAAGAGGAAUUCCCUGCAACAUAAGCUUGAUGAUAGUGGUAAACCGCCUCGUAACAAGGGAAAUGAUGACGGUGGUGGUAAUAAUGGGAGGGGUCGACCUCCAAACAACGGAGGAUCAGAAGGCUUCAUUUUUUUCGGCUUUCUUCUUUUCCUGAGCUACUUGAAGGAUUUAGAAAACGAGGAUUCUUAUCGAGAAAACCUGAGCUACUUGAAGGAUUUAGAAAACGAGGAAUCUGAAAUAAUGGGUUCAACACUGACACGAUUGAAGCUGUGGGAUGAGAAACUCUACAAGGAUUUGAAGUACGAAAAGGAAGCCAUGAAAUCAGAUAAGAGCAAUCCCCAUGCAGAAACCAAGAAAGAGGAGGAUCAGAUCAUAAACGGUAAACGCCAAAAUUAA
Messenger RNA from Rosa chinensis, 789 nucleotides. RefSeq lists its product as uncharacterized. The record is from RefSeq and is a predicted model, not a curated record. Gene Ontology annotation, cellular component: chloroplast. The transcript has 6 exons. Gene Ontology annotation, biological process: thylakoid membrane organization; chloroplast organization. NCBI's taxonomy places the organism in Eukaryota, Viridiplantae, Streptophyta, Magnoliopsida, Rosales, Rosaceae. The coding region runs from base 1 to 789 and encodes 262 amino acids.